UACGAGGCGCUUUAGUUUUGUUUUGAACGGAGUUCCGUAGACCGCUCCGGAAAACUGUAAUGUACUGAUUUUGCAUCCUACCGAGAAAAUUACUUAAGCUCUCAUUUUGGAACUUGCAAAAACUAUAAGAUGAUUUUCGAUAAAUUGAGAAAGUUUAACGUCGUUUUCGACUCCCCUGAAGUGAAUUCUCCUCCGGUGUUCAGCAGUGGAGAUGUGGUGUCAGGGAAAGUUGUGCUUGAGCUGGCUACAGAAAGCAAAGUGUCAUCGCUGAAACUACAUGCUGAGGGUUUUGCAAAAGUCCACUGGACCGAAUCUCGCAGUGCAGGUUCCAGCACUGCUUACACGCAAAACUACAGCGACGAAGUGGAGUAUCUUAACCGGAGAGAAGUGCUUCUGCAGGCAGAUAAUGGGGAAAUGACGACCCUUCCUGCUGGAAGACAUGAGUACCCCUUCAGUUUUCAGCUGCCUGAGGAGACACUGGUGACCUCCUUCGAAGGAAAGCAUGGCAGCAUUCGCUACUGGGUCAAGGUGAAAUUGCAUCGGCCAUGGACCACAGUGAAGAAGAUCAAAAAAGAGUUUACAGUUAUUGAGCCCAUUGACAUCAACACCCCCUCCCUACUUGCGCCUCAAGCUGGAACCAAAGAGAAAAUGGCACGCAUCUGGUACCGCAACGCUGGACAGGUGACCGUCACUGCAAAGAUAGACCGCAAAGGCUAUACACCAGGCGAGGUGAUCCCCGUCUUUGCAGAGUUCGACAACUCCACCUCGCGGUCAGUUCUGCCCAAGGCAUACAUUACUCAGACACAGACCUUCAUCGCCCGGGGCACCAUGAAGCAGAAGCGAGCGGUGGUGGCCACGCUGUGCGGAGAUGCAGUGGGUGCACGACGCAGAGAGUCCUGGCACGGCCGCGCCAUCAAGAUCCCCCCUGUCGGUCCCUCCAUCCUGCAGUGCCGCAUCAUCCGGGUGGAGUAUGCUCUCAAGGUGUGUGUGGACAUUCCUGGAACUUCCAAGCUGUGUCUGGAGCUGCCACUGGUCAUGGGCACCAUCCCGCUCCACCCUUUUGGCAGCCGCACCUCCAGUGUGAGCAGCCAGUACAGCCUGAAUCUGGACUGGUUGCACAUGGCCAUUCCCGAACAGCCUGAACCUCCCCCAGAUUACAGCUCAGUGGUCAGCGAUGAGGAGGCAGUGCGCAGCACACCGGCUGCCCGGCCCGAGGACGACCUCAGUGGCAUUCUGCAGCGCUCCCUCAUGGCCUACGUGCAGGAGUUCCGCUUCAGACCACCUCCUGUGUACAGCGAGGUGGAUCCGAAUCCUGCGCCCUUCAGCAUGAGACCGCGCUGCAUGACUUGCUGAACGCCUGACCCUGCGUGAGGGACACAUGCUGAUGAUCUGAUGAAGCAAAGAUUUGCUUUCUCCUGGAUGCCCUGGAUCUCUGAGACUGGCACUACCUAGGACAAACAGUGCCACCGACAGGAGCAGAGAAAGGGUUACUGAUUGGACUAAGCGGUCAGAUGGAUUCUAAAGUUCUUUCAAGGGAGGGACGGGGCACCAAGUUCAAGGCAGGUGGACUUCCCACUUGCUUAUAUGCCCUUAAUCUCCCUGGGCCCUCUAGCGAUUGCCAAUCCAUGAUGCUUGUGUUUGGCAAAAUCGGGAAGCAUCAGGGGAGGCAAUUUUGUGUUAUGGAGAAGGGUAGACCAAGAAAGAUUUUGCUUUGCAGAAGCCUUUUGAAAAUGUUCCUAACCAGCUGGGGCAAAUGGUUAGAUGACUUCUGUAUUAAAGUGAACUCUGUUUUAUUGGUACCCUUUGAUGUACUGUAAUAACCAUCUGUAGGCUGAUGCUAUAACAUGUUAAAUGUUGAACCAUAAAUGGUAGCCAAAGAGCAUUCAAGAUGAUUUUGCUUUUACCUUUUGUACAUCAAGAAAAACUGUUAUCUAAGAUUCUAAAUGAUCUUGGUUGUAUGCAGGUGAGAUUAACAGUCUAAUGUUCAGGUUCAGACCUGGAAUAAUAUGCACGGAUAGUACUCAGCAUAAGAGGGGGAAAAAACCUGGAGCUUUAAACCUAGGACAUUUGGACAGAACGUCCCAGGGUCAGAGAAAGUUAGAAAACUGCCCUUGUAUGAUUGAUUUGUGUUAGAAGCUUCUCAGACUUGAGAGCACUUUUGCUGAUGGCCUGUGGAUGCGCCAUCAGCGUUGAAAGUCUUAAAUUUCAAAGAACUUGAUCCAUAGCUACGUGCCAAUGUUUCUGGGAGUAAACUCUGAGAAUAGCAUUCAGCGGCUUUGGGGUUUCUGCCAGGUGCCUUAGGAAAUGUGAUUUCAGCAUGGCACGAAAUGCUGCAGCAGGCAUUAAUGUUGUAGAAGCACGAGAAAGCUGAUGAGCCAUGUUUAUCCAAGCUUCUUAUUUUCCUGCAACAGCAGUCAGUCGGAGUACAGGGAUUGUGCACAGCACUGUCAAGCUUUGAACUUGCGCCACUCUGAAGUGUACUCAACAUUCCAAAAAAUGGCUAGAAGUUUUUUCUCAAUUCCAAAUCGUGAAAACGGUAAGUUCAGGUCGGAACACACUGAAUGUAGUGUUUAUGGCACUCAUGUAAAACGAAUGUAUUUUAUAUACUUUUGGUCAUGUGAAAAAAAUAUUUUGUUGAUCAUUUUCUAAUAAAUGUGAGAAAUCUUUCAUGUGA
Molecule: messenger RNA, 2674 nt
Organism: Electrophorus electricus (electric eel)
Lineage: Eukaryota; Metazoa; Chordata; Actinopteri; Gymnotiformes; Gymnotidae
Gene: arrdc2
Product: arrestin domain containing 2
Biological process (GO): protein transport
Cellular component (GO): plasma membrane; cytoplasm
Source: RefSeq, a predicted model, not a curated record